Dentiscutata erythropus is the source of this 145-nucleotide messenger RNA. The record is from the annotation of a GenBank genome assembly. NCBI's taxonomy places the organism in Eukaryota, Fungi, Glomeromycota, Glomeromycetes, Diversisporales, Gigasporaceae.
AACUAGUGUAGUCAAUAAAUCUAUAGGUAGUUUUAGAUUUCAUUCUUUAGAGAAUACUAUGAUUGAUUAUGCAAAGGUUGAACGUAAAAAUCAAAAUGGUGCUUAUUGUGUUAAGGUUUGGCUUAGUUCAUCUGUAGUUACAUAA